Molecule: messenger RNA, 4163 nt
Organism: Seriola dumerili (greater amberjack)
Lineage: Eukaryota; Metazoa; Chordata; Actinopteri; Carangiformes; Carangidae
Gene: frmd6
Product: FERM domain containing 6
Exons: 14
Coding region: 364-2187 (607 amino acids)
Biological process (GO): positive regulation of hippo signaling
Cellular component (GO): cytoskeleton; cytoplasmic side of apical plasma membrane
Source: RefSeq, a predicted model, not a curated record
UCGUCGAAGGCGGCUGGACAACGACUGUUCUCUGAAACUUCUUGAAGUCUUUCCAAACUGUGGAUUUCUUUCUCUCUAUCCCUUAAAGAACGCAAACUAACCCGUUUGGAUUAUCGCUCUUGUAAGGAAUAACUUGUUUUCUCAUUAAACGUGGCGGACUACAGCUCGUGUCCACAUGCCCUGCCGUGUGAGUGCUGCUUGGCCUGCUGAGCCCAUAGGUGCUGAUGUGACUGUACUGGGCUGCAGCUGAAGCAGGGCUACAGUGACUGAGUGGUCGUGCCUGUGGCGGAGGAGGAGGGUCGUCAGAGGGCCCAGAGCCCUGGAAGCAGGCGGAGGGGCCUGUCCUGUCCCAGCCACUCGAAGAUGAACAAACUGAACUUCCACAAUAACAAAACCAUGCAGGACCGCCGCUGUGUUUGUGUUUUUCUGCCCAAUGAUGACACACUCAAUGUCAUAGUCAAUGUGAAAACUUUGUGCCAGGAACUGUUGGUCCAGGUGUGUGACCUCCUGAGGCUGAAGGACUGUCACCUGUUUGGACUCAGCGUUAUUCAGAAUAAUGAACACAUCUAUAUGGAGCUGGAUCAGAAACUGUCCAAAUACUGCCCCAAAGAAUGGAAGAGAGAAGCCAGCAAGGGCAUCGACCAGUUCGGCCCUCCAAUGAUCAUUCACUUCAGAGCUCAGUAUUAUGUUGAGAAUGGGAGACUGAUCAGUGACCGGGCAGCCAGGUACUACUACUACUGGCACCUGAGGAAACAGGUGCUGCUCUCUCAGUGUAUCCAAAGGGAAGAGGCCUACUUUCUCCUGGCAGCCUUUGCUCUGCAGGCCGACCUCGGCAACUUCAAACGCAACAAGCACUUUGGGAAGUACUUUGAACCCGAAGCCUACUUCCCCCCAUGGGUGAUAGCCAAACGUGGCCGUGAGUACAUCCUGAGGCACAUCCCGAACAUGCACAAAGACCAGUUUGCUCUCACUGCGUCAGAGGCGCACCUCAAAUACAUUAAGGAGUGUGCUCAGCUCGAUGACGUUACUGUCCACUACUACAGACUCUACAAGGACAAGAAGGAGGUAGAGGCGUCUCUUACAUUGGGACUGACUUUACGUGGAAUUCAAAUAUUCCAGAACGUCGGCUCGGUGAGGCAGCUGUUGUACGACUUCCCCUGGACCAACGUGGGGAAACUGGUAUUUGUGGGGAAGAAGUUUGAAAUCCUUCCUGACGGUCUCCCCUCGGCCCGUAAACUCAUCUACUACACAGGCUGUCCAAUGCGCUCUCGCCACCUCCUGCAGCUGCUGAGCAACAGCCACCGGCUCUACAUGAACCUGCAGCCUGUCCUCAAACAGGUCCGUCGACUGGAGGAAAACGAAGAGAAGAAGCAGUACAGGGAGUCGUACAUCAGCGAUGCUCUCGAACUGGACAUGGAGCAGCUGGACAAGCGUUCCCGGGCCAGCGGCAGCAGCGCAGGUAGCAUGUCUCACCACAAACGCCUGUCUCGCCACUCCACAACCAGCCACGGCAGCUCGCACACCUCCGGCAUUGAGACGGACAGCUUCAGGGCCCCAGGUCAGGCCCCACACAGGCCCCUACGAACCUGCAGCUCAUCCACAACCAGCCACGGGAGCUCGCACACCUCCGGCAUCGAGAGCAGCGGCAAGGAGCGCAUACUAGAUGAUGACGAGAUUGAGAUGCUGGUGGACGACCCCAAAGAUUAUGAAGAGCUGCAUGAGAUGGCUCUGGACCAGGAGCUGUGUAUCCACAUCACUGAGGACAUGUUGACGAUGUCCCCUGAUCAGACCAAUGGAUACUCUGGACUCAUAGUGAAAGAUGUCAGCUCCUCCACUUCCAGCUCCUCCGAGACCGUCGUCAAGAUGAGAGGACAGAGCAUCGAGUCUCUGCCACAGACAUCUGCAUGCAGGAAGCCUGAGUCUUCGACCGACCGGCACAGCCAGUCUCUUGACGACAUCCGGCUCUACCAGAAGGACUGCCUGCAGUGGGCGGAGCUCUGCCAGGACACCGCCCACAGCUACACGUUCGGCUGCGCUCAGGAGCUGAGUGAUGGCGGCGGCUACCAGGGCCUUGCCGAUCAGCGCGCCGGCAUGCUCGGCGAGCAGCACCCCUUCCCCAUCAAGAGAACCAACAAGUACUUCUCCCUGGACCUGACCAGCGACGAGGUCCCAGAGUUUGUGGUGUGACGGAGACGGAAACAAGGCGUUUCACCUCAGGGUGACCGUUUCACUCCUCCGUGUCAGAUGUGGAGAUGUUUCAGCCCUCAGGGAACGAGACAAGAGAGGAGUGUUUCUAUUCUUAGCAGAGAACGGAAGGGACAAGUAAACUGGCAACAAGUUGGCCGUGUCUUCAGUUACCACUUGAGACGUAUAACACGUAAUAAAUGAACAAAUAUGGAGGAUUCUGGCUGAAAUGCUAAUUUUAAGAAUGAACACUGGGCUCAAGAGAACCUGUGUCUUUAAAAUAUAAUCCAAGCUGCUCCCCCUGUGUGAAAGGAAACAAAAGGGAUCAUUUAGUCUACAUUUUUAUUCAAAUCUGUCUCCUCCAAACUGGUUUUAACAUCCUCACGUCGUGUUUGCCUGCUCUAUAAAGUCAUAAAGGACUGUGUGUGUGUGUGUGUGUGUGUGCGCAGGUAGGCCUACAACAGACACAGACUCAUACACAGACAUAUGACGAGCAUAUCAAAGAUUUUCUGUGGAGGACACAAAGGACAAAAUCACUUUGAGCUAUGAACCAAAGACAAGAAAUGACAUGUUUCUACGUCCACAUUAUUCUUCAGCCGUGACAAAAAUAUUUCAGAGUCAUGGUGGGAGGGAAAAUGGACCCAUAAUCCUUUGAGCCAGAGCAGCCAUGGCUCCUUUUUUUUUUUCACUUCUUCUGUGCCACUUCAUUUUACCUCAACAGGAAGUGCAGUGUGCCAACCCCCUCCCCCUCAGACUGGACUGUUAAUCAUGUGAAGACACACCCGACGUGCCUUCAUCACACUAUGCAGGUGUAACCCUCGCCUUGACAAUCACACACUCUCACCUUAGUCAUUUUUAAAGGUUUAAAAGCCAUCAGAAUUUUAUUUCACAACAUUGUGCGCACGCUUCAUUAACAGAUAAAGCUAAUGCUUCAACAUCUUAAACAGCAAAAGAUCCUGUUUUCAGACUGUUUCAUGUCCUGUGAAAUCCAACUGUGUUUCCUGGGAGGAAUGAGGUCACGUUAGUUCCUACAUGUCCUGACUCGCGUUGAGUUUGUGGCCACAAAAGCUCCCCUGUAAUCUAGACUCAAAAUGGAGCCCGGGCAGGCUGUCAGCCAAAACAAACCAUACAUUUUGAUGCAAACGUAUAUGUCUUCCUUUGAUUCUUGUUGUUUCUCAUCUGACUUGUUUCAUUUUAAACUGGAAUUUGUUACAUUUUUUUUUAUUUCCCAUCCUUUUUACCUGAAAUCGCUUUACAUGUUGUAUUUUUGUAUGAGUUGUCCAGACUUCUAUUAUGUUGAACAGUUAUUUUGCGCAUAGUUGAUGUCAUUCAGUAUUACCAUCAAAUGUAAGUGACAGUAUUAGGGACGUGUGAAGUGGCUCUGUGGCUCUGAACGAGAAAGACUGGUUUCAUUAUUUUUAUCUCGCAGUAAGAUUCAGGAGAACUGUAGCCUGUGGGAGUUGACAGGAUCUGUUACAAGCUCUUAUUACUCAUAAAUGGCAUCUCAAAUUUUAACUACACUACAACUGGUGUGAAUGAGGACAGCAGGUUGUUGCAGGUUAAAACAACAAUGUUUUUACAUGUAAACCACGCUGCUCAGACUCAAAGUGCCACAGUUACAGCUUUAAUAUUUUCUGUUUUUGUCUGAUUUAAAUCAGUGUCAUUGCUUUUUUUAAGAUACAGCCAUAAUGUCUUUUAUUUCUCUGUGGUGAAAACACUAAGAUUUAUUUAAAACACUGUUUAACUCAUAUUUGAAUUUGGUGGGAAAACACUGCACUGUAACCUUUAUCAUGACAACAGAAUUACAUUUAGAUUUGAGAAUGAACUCUUAAGAUUAUUUAAGUUUCUUAUAAACUGUCCAAGUGGCUGAAAUGAUCCUUUCAGUUGUUGAAAAACAAGGUAUAUUAAAGGAAAUGUGUGACAUUUUGGGAAAUGAGAAGAUUGAUACCACUCUCGUAUCUCUACACUAAAUAUGAAAC